GACAAUAUCGCACCUAAACGUAUAUUUAAGUAAAGAUAAAUCUAUUGUAUAUACACGUCACACGAUGGCACUCAGGGAAGGGAACACGUUCGCUCCUGCGGUCGUCAAAUAUAUGUACACGCUCGUCUUCCUUUUCGCAACAGUUCUCGGAUCGAAUGCGAACAAUCCAUGCACGAAUGCAUCGCUACCACAGCUUGGGUCCCUUCGCCAAAGGCUUGUUGGAUAUAAAUUGGCACAAGGUGAGGACGCUAUUUGUGACAUUUACAUAGAGGAGGGCUGGUAUCUUGUCGAUGGCGUCGUCUUAGCUUCAACAAACCAACGGUGCGGGACAGUGAGAAAUUGGUAUCGUAACAAUAACUUAAGUCUACCUGAUAAUUUGAACGUUGCAACUGACAUCGAACUGUGUAGAAAUGGUCCUGGCGGUGAUUGUGACAAGCGAAUGCACUCAUCGGUUAUCAAAUGCGCUGAUGAUAAGUAUGCAUUUCGUCUCGGACCGAUGGAUGGUUGCAUUGAAGCGUACUGUUUAGAACGAAUUUCGAAUGGACCUAUGCCAACUGGACAGCCUCCUGACAUCUCGAGCAUUAAGCCGGUAAUAAAUGUAGCAGCCAAACGCGUGAAAGAUGAAAAUGAGCUACAGUUCUACUGUGACUUUAACCCGACUGCAAACACAAAAUUCCAUUACAAGGUGUCAUGGACAAUUUCUCAAAGUUCCCUAUCAAGCCACGAACUGCAUCAUUCGGAACCAGUGAGAUAUCUAAGCCAGGAAGAUUUCCGUAGGAAGACCAUGAUGACUGAAAAACACCUUAAAGCACCCACGUAUUUUGGUUUGGGAGUAACAAUUGCCUGCUCUAUUACGGCCAGCGAAGACGUGGCAACCCCGGAAAGCAAUCCUGUGAUAAGUGAAGAGAAGUUCUGUGGAAUCAGGGCCUUGAACAGCUCGAACCACGUAUAUAUUUCGAACGACAAAGGCGCUGAUAUAUAUUUUGAACUAACAGUUCCGUUUGGGUGUGAAAAGGGCUUUGAAAAUCAGAACUCGUUAUGUUACCUGGAUAUUACCCUUUUUAUUCCAAAUUCUGAAACAAAUUGCAAUAUCCCAGAUAUUGUGCAGCGCAAAGGUGCCAGAAAUUCGUGUGGAAUAAGAUUCCAUAUAAAUGAUGUCGGGAAACCGCAAAAACUUCACAUUCAGCCAAAGUAUCCAAAACUUACGGCAAAUUUAAAUAAACCAAUGACACUGAUUCUAGCCACUUCCAUGUAUGAAGCUCACCGCCUGUUCAGUGAAUAUGCAGUACAAACGAUGCAGGUCACAGUUUCAACUGAACAAAACAUCCUUAAUAACAAAUAUUGCUACGCUGUAUGCGACCCGCAUAUGCUGACAUUCGACGGACUUCCGUAUGAAAACCAGAUGGCAGGAACCUUUGAUUUGUACAUCAACACCGAGUAUAAUCAGAAGGUACAAAUACGAACACAAUCCUGUAACAACAAUGGACAAACACCGUUCUGUGUUUGCGGAGUUGCAAUCCAAGCAGGAAGUGAUGUGUUUGCUUUAAGUACUUGUACAAACACCAUUCUUGACGUCAGGUUUGUACAGUGCGAUGACAGGAUUCUAAGAGAAAAGGUAGAGAAAGUCUCAGAGACGUUGUACAGAGUUUCAUUGCCUAGCGGAACAUAUGUGGAAAUAACUUUGAGCAUAAUGGGACACAAUAUGAACGUCUACGUGUACCCUUCAGUGGCUGACUUUAUGAAAACAUCUGGAUUAUGCGGCUCAUUUGAUGGAACGACUACCAACGAUCGUCUAAACAGGCCCGGUUUUAACGAUCCGGACCCAAACAAAAGCUGGAUGGUGAAUACCGUUGACGAUUUGUUUAACGAACAUGUCGCUUUGAGGCCUUGGGAAGAUCACUAUCGUUUUUGUACAUGCAAUGAACACUCAAACAGCCCAACAAACAUUGCAACGUGCGACGUGGAUAUCAAGAAAACCUGCACUGCCAAACCACAUUUCGCGGACAGAUGUGUACACUCUUCUCACAGAAAAAGGAGAUCUGACUUUGGGGAAUAUAGACAGACAGACGAGGGUGAUUUUCAUAAAACUGUCAACGUUGCUUUUGUGUCAAAAUGCAGUGACGCUAUUAACCAUCGGAAGGAGCGGUCAAUAAAAACGUACACCGAUGAAACUGCGAGGAGUGAUUGCAUGCAGCUCCUGAACACAACUGCUUUUCAAAAAUGUUCAAGUAUUCCAGGUCUACACUUCACAUCAAUCAUUAAUGAUUGCGUCCUCGACGCUAAGAUAACAGGAACUAUGGACUGGACAAUGUCACACUUAGAAACAAUAAAAUCUUCAUGCAUGCAACAAAUCGAUAUUCAAAAGAUGCCGCCGAAGGAAGAUCUAGAUGGAAUGACUAUCACAAUCAACGGAACAUCGUAUUCCAACAUUUCUGUUGACAACGCAUCUCUUUCGCUAUCAUCCGUUAUUACUCAAGAUAUGUUUGAGGAAAUUCGCAUGGUGUCAUGUCUAAGGGAGUGCAGCGGAUUUGGAGACUGUACCACUGGUUCUUGUAUCUGUAAAAAAGGUCAUAGUGGGGAGGAUUGCUCAAUAGAUUCUACAAGGCCCCCAGAAAUGAAAGGAAUUCCGGAUGAAGGUUUAUGCGACUUGCAGGAAAGAGCUUGCAAGAAAACGUCCGUUUUUGGAAACAAUCUUGCAUCCGAUAAUCAGGUCAUAUGCAAAAUUAAGCCUUUAGAGAUACACGUUACGCAUGAAAUUGUGACUAAAGAAGACUAUCGCGUGAUAGGUGUACCUCAGACUUACAUGGAGGUUUCAUGUCAGCUUGCACAAAGAAAGAAACGAUCCGUGGAAGCUGAUAUUGACGACAUUAUGGCCAGAGUUUACAAUAUUUCAUUGAGUAACAACGGUGUCAACUUUAGCGAAGAAGACACAUUGGUUGUGUACGACUCGGCCUGCGUAAGCUGUUACAAGACAGACGAUACAUUUACAUGCAAAAAACUGACCGAUUUCUGUGUCAAUUACGGAAUGUGUCAUGGUAUUGGUGAUACGAUUGGCUGUUAUGUUUGUGCUAACCUUGGGAAUGGGUCUGCAGGAUGGCAACCAGAUCCAGGCUGCACCACUACUUCGUAUAUCUCCACGAAUAAUGGGACUCGACACGGCUUGGCCAGCAAUACGAUUGGAGUUGGUUUGACCAAAAGCACGACUCGAGACGGCUUGACCAGCAAAACGUUUGGAGAUGGUUUGACAAAAAGCAUGACUCAAGACGGUUUGACCAGCAAAACGAUUGGAGAUGGUUUCACCGAAAGCACGACUCGAGACGGCUUGACCAGCAUAACGACUGGAGAUGGUUUGACAAAAAGCCCGACCCAAGACGGCUUGACCAGCAAAACGAUUGGAGCUGGUUUGACAAAAAGCACGACCCAAGAUGGCUUGACCAGCAAAACGAUUGGAGAUGGUUUAACAAAAAGCACGACUCAAGUCGGCUUGACAAGCAAAACGAUUGGAGCUGGUUUGACAAAAAGCACGACCCAAGACGGCUUGACCAGCAAAACGAUUGGAGAUGGUUUGACAAAAAGCACGACGCAAGACGAUUUGACCAGCAAAACGAUCGGAGAUGGUUUGACAAACAGCACGACUCAAGACGGCUUGACCAGGAAAACGAUUGGAGAUGGUUUGACAAAAAUCACGACUCAAGUCGGCCUGACCAGCAACACGAUUGGAGAUGGUUUGACAAAAAGCACGACUCAAGACGGCUUGACCAGGCAAACGAUUGGAGAUGAUUUCACCAAAAGCACGACUCAAGUCGGCUUGACAAGCAAAAAGAUUGGAGAUGGUUUGGCCAAAACCACGACUCAAGACGGCUUGACUAGGAAAACGAUUGGAGAUGAUUUCACCAAAAGCACGACUCAAGUCGGCUUGACAAGCAAAAAGAUUGGAGAUGGUUUGGCCAAAACCACGACUCAAGACGGCUUGACUAGGAAAACGAGUAAAGGUCGGUCAAGUCCAAUUACGACUCGACACGGCUUGACCAGCAAUACGAUUGGAGUUGGUUUGACCAAAAGCACGACUCGAGACGGCUUGACCAGCAAAACGUUUGGAGAUGGCUUGACAAAAAGAAUGACUCAAGACGCUUUUAACAACAAAACGAUUGGAGAUGGUUUCACCGAAAGCACGACUCGAGACGGCUUGACCAGCAAAACGACUGGAGAUGGUUUGACAAAAAGCCCGACCCAAGACGGCUUGACCAGCAAAACGAUGGGAGCUGGCUUGACAAAAAGCACGACCCAAGACGGCUUGACCAGCAAAACGAUUGGAGAUGGCUUGACAAAAAGCCCGACGCAAGACGAUUUGACCAGCAAAACGAUCGGAGAUGGUUUAACAAAAAGCACGACUCUAGACGGCUUGACCAGCAAAACGAUUGGAGAUAGUUUGACAAAAAUCACGACUCAAGUCGGCUUGACCAGCAAAACGAUUGGAGAUGGUUUGACAAAAAGCACGACUCAAGACGGCUUGACCAGGAAAACGAUUGGAGAUGAUUUCACCAAAAGCACGACUCAAGUCGGCUUGACAAGCAAAACGAUUGGAGAUGGUUUGACAAAAAGCACGACUCAAGACGGCUUGACCAGGAAAACGAUUGGAGAUGAUUUCACCAAAAGCACGACUCAAGUCGGCUUGACAAGCAAAACGAUUGGAGCUGGUUUGACAAAAAGCACGAUCCAAGACGGCUUGACCAGCAAAACGAUUGGAGAUGGUUUGACAAAAAGCACGACGCAAGACGAUUUGACCAGCAAAACGAUCGAAGAUGGUUUGACAAAAAGCACGACUCAAGACGGCUUGACCAGCAAAACGAUUGGAGAUGGUUUGACAAAAAGCACGACUCAAGACGGCUUGACCAGAAAAACGAUUGGAGAUGAUUUGACAAAAAGCACGACGCAAGACGGCUUGACCAGGAAAACGAUUGGAGAUGAUUUCAACAAAAGCACGACUCAAGUCGGCUUGACAAGCAAAAUGAUUGGAGAUGGUUUGGCCAAAACCACGUCUCAAGACGGCUUGACUAGGAAAACGAGUAAAGGUCGAUCAAGUCCAAUUACGAAAUCCGAUGGAGACCGGUUAAUGGCUCCUAACACUGUAUAUAUUCUUGUUUUUAUUUUGUGUGGACUAUUUUUAUUUUGUUGACAAUACUUGAGUAUUGAAUUAACUUUUUUUCUUAAAUUGUCUUUUUCGGUUCCUUGUUUUUGUUAAUGAAACUAUUAGCGUUUUUUUUCCAUCAAACUUUUCGGACAUUGUGUUCUACAUAUAAUGUCAUGUUAUUAAUUAUGUGUGAGUUGUAAGUAUACCACGGCAUCGUAAAUUCAUGAAUUAAAUAUAGUAGUAUAUAAUGUUCUUGUGUAGUCAAGGAAAAUGUAAACAUAUACUUAACUUCAACCCCGACGAUAAUUGUUAUUACGUGACAGUUUGCACAGAAAGUAUAUUAUGCCUCUACUGAAAAAACGGCUUGUGAACGUACACCAUUUUAUACUCUUAGCUUUACGCAUAACUUAUAGUGCUUUGCCUAUUCAUUUAUUUGAAUUAUUCAAUUAUUUCAUAGGCUAUAUUGUUUCAACCAAGAAUCAGUUGUGUUGUCUGUGUAACAUUAUAUUUAUUGUGAUAUAUGACUCAUAUAUACUGCACAGUAGCGCUGAUUUGAUCCUGCAAUUUCAGACAUGGGCUAUUUAUAGCAUGUACAUUUUGAAAUUGGAAUAGCCAAUCAGAAUUCACGGCUCAAGUAGAACCUAUUAACAGGAUGGCGAUUUGACACAAUCAACGCAAUCGAUUAUUUAUUAUUAUUACAGAUGAUGAAGAUUUGAAGAAAAUUCAAAAAAUAUAAAGACAAAAGGUUCAUAAUACACUGACACUAACGUAAUUAACGUUCUAAUUGUAAAGUUUGUGUAACAUUAUAUUUAUUGUGAUAUAUGACUCAUAUAUAUCCUGCACAAUAUCGCUGCUUUAAUCUUGAUAUGUAUUUAAUAAAUGUUGUAUUAUU
Molecule: messenger RNA, 6023 nt
Organism: Dreissena polymorpha
Lineage: Eukaryota; Metazoa; Mollusca; Bivalvia; Myida; Dreissenidae
Exons: 18
Coding region: 65-5176 (1703 amino acids)
Source: RefSeq, a predicted model, not a curated record